UCACUAGGCUAGUACUAGUAGAUCUGAAAGUAUGGCGGAACAUUUAAAGCAUUUGACUUUAGACGAUGAAGAAUUAGCAAAACUGUGCACAUUACAGGCAGUUGUUAAGGGCUUUAUUGUGCGUAGGCACCUGGCACAACUGAGGACAGAUUAUGAAGAGUUGACUUUAAGACUGGAACAGCAACAUAGCAACCAAAGCACUGUAGACUGGCACUCAGAAUAUCCCUGUAUACCACAUCAUUAUAUAAAGAAAAAAUACAAGAAGAGACCAGUUGUGGAAAACAAAUUAUCACCAGAAACAAAACACAAGCAAGAGGUUGAUGGUUGUGAAAAUGUUGAAAAACAGGUGAAACAAAAUGAAAAGGCAUCAGAAAAAACAUGCAUGGGUGAAGAAAGUCUUGAAACCUGUAUGCUUCCAGAAAGAAUAAGGAGUGACAUUACUAGAGAUGAACAAGGGAACUCUGCUAUCAAUGGGGUGCAAAUUCCAGAGACAUGUUUACAAACAGAAAUUAAUUCGGAUGGACUUAUCAGAGCUUUGAACGAGGAUGAGGCACUGGCUUCUGAGAGAUCAAACACAGCUUCUCUUGAGUCCGUAAACAGGACUGAUGUUGUCCCAAUUGAAGGUGAUCUACCUAACCAAAAGGCACAGUUGACAAGGUCUUUCCAGAUGGAUGGUGACAUUCAGGCUCCUGAGAAAGAGAACAAAAAGGAGAUUGAGAUGGAUCAAUUGAUUCAAAAUGGUUCAUCAACUGGUUGUAGCAAGAAGACUGAAGAUGCUUCUGCUACUCAGUCAGACGAACAGGAACGAUCAAAUCUAAUGCAAGAAAUGAAAGAUGGUACAGAUCAAAAUGCUAAACUUGGAGAAAGUUGUACCAAAAUGGAUGGACCAUCCUCUAUUGACUCAAAUGUGAUUAAUACUUUACCUGAAGAUAAAGUUGAUAUGCAAGCAAGCAGAUUUGGAAUUCACAAUGAAACAUCUGUUUGGGGCUCCGAGUUAUCAUUUAGAGGGACCAAGAAUUAUCCAACAGAUCCUGAAGAGUUGAAGGAACUAAGGAAUCACGUUGCCAUGGAAUUGCUCUGGGUUCAGCAAGCUAUUAUUAGUCGCAAAAAUUAUUUGCGCUUAAAAGGUAGAAUUGACUGCAAAUCUUGAGUGUAGAAGUGUGUUCUAUAAGGUAUCUUGAAUAGUGGUUCAGUGGUUAAGGUGCCUGCCUUCCUGUUUCAAGAUGCUGGGUUCAAAUCCUGUGAGAUACCAGAAAAUUUUUUUUCAUACUAAUAACAAUAAUUCCACAUGUUUUUGGUAGUAACUUUGGUAUGGAGAUACACCUCCAUUGGUGGUAAUUAAAUAUGAUAACAAAUAUUUGGGAAAAGGAAUCGAACCCAAGACAUUUUUUAUGUUAGUGAUUUAUACUUUACUCAUCCUUUGUCAGAUAUUAAAACAGGCUCCCAGAGGGAGCGUGUGUCUAUUGCCCUUAUACUGUAUUAUGUUUACUAAAGUAUCUGCAUGGGGAUUUGGUUUGAGAGGUUCGUAAUUUUACUUCUGCAAACAACAUUUUGGUUUCAGGUGUUUAGGUAAAACCAAAGAGUUGAACUCUCGGUCUCGGGGUUAUGUCGUUGAAACGCAAUCCUCAUAUUAUUGUAUCCAAAAGUACUACCACGAUCAAGAGGGCAUCCCUUAAAAGACAGUAAAAGGCGUUCAUAUCGAAACAUGUGCUAUGUCUCUAUGAUGCUUGUUUGAGAUUCGAACGCAGUUUUGUUUAAGUUCCGAACUCUAUCUGAUUUCUGAUAGGGCACCCCUAUCUCAUGGUAGCUACUGUACCCAUUAUGUUUAUCAAAGGUUUAUAAUCAAUUGUCAACUUAA
Molecule: messenger RNA, 1858 nt
Organism: Anneissia japonica
Lineage: Eukaryota; Metazoa; Echinodermata; Crinoidea; Comatulida; Comatulidae
Exons: 5
Coding region: 32-1150 (372 amino acids)
Molecular function (GO): protein binding
Source: RefSeq, a predicted model, not a curated record